Passer domesticus (house sparrow) is the source of this 8478-nucleotide messenger RNA. It is a transcript of the gene NTRK2, whose product is annotated as neurotrophic receptor tyrosine kinase 2. Gene Ontology annotation, cellular component: axon terminus; signaling receptor complex; dendritic spine. Gene Ontology annotation, biological process: cellular response to brain-derived neurotrophic factor stimulus; trans-synaptic signaling by neuropeptide, modulating synaptic transmission; positive regulation of neuron projection development. Bases 556 to 2229 code for a protein of 557 amino acids. NCBI's taxonomy places the organism in Eukaryota, Metazoa, Chordata, Aves, Passeriformes, Passeridae. Gene Ontology annotation, molecular function: brain-derived neurotrophic factor binding; brain-derived neurotrophic factor receptor activity; ATP binding. The transcript has 15 exons. The record is from RefSeq and is a predicted model, not a curated record.
ACGUCACUUUGCCGGCAGCUCCCCGUCUUGGGCUGGAGCAGGAGCCGGAGCGGCUUUAUUAUCAGCUGGAGGGAGGGAGGAGGAGACGGUGCAUAAAGGGGCGAGCGCGGAGCUCUGAGCCCCGCCGCCGCUCGCUGCGCCUCCCUCGCCGCCCGCUCGCCGUCCCUCCGGCGGGCAGCGGCCGCCCGAGCCCCCGCAGAUAGGAGCGCAGCCUCCGCCACCUGCCCCCGCCGCCCCGCGCGUUUUGCAGCAUCAUCGGCAGCAGCCGCGGGGGCAGGCGGUGCCGCUGUCCGCCCGCGGGGCUAGGGGCAGGUGCCGCGCCGCGCCGGAGGCCCCGCUCGCCCCUGUGGCCGCGGCGCGCAGCUCCGGCGCCCCGCGCAGCGCCCGGGCGGUCCGAGCCGCGGGGCGCCCGUGGCUGCGGCUGCGGCGCGCCCAUGUGAGCCCCGGUCGCGGCGUGCCCGCCCGCGGCGCGGAAGGCUGCGCACCCUCCGGCCGUGCGCGCCGGCAGCGGCGGCGGGAGCAGGAGGAGGCCGUCGGGGCAGUGCUGGAGUGAGCAUGGUGUCCUGGCGGCGGAGGCCGGGGCCCGGCCUGGCGCGGCUGUGGGGCUUGUGCUGCCUGGUGCUGGGCUGCUGGCCGAGUGCGCUGGGCUGCCCCGCGUCCUGCGGGUGCAGCUCCUGGCGGAUCUGGUGCACGGGAUCGUCGCCGGGCAUCGCCUCCUUCCCCGUGCCGCAGAGGAUCGCCGAGGGCGACAAUGUUACCGAGAUUUACAUCGCAAACCAGCCGAAUUUGGAAAGUAUCAAUGACAAUGAGGUUGGAUUUUAUGUUGGACUUAAAAAUCUGACUGUGGUGGAUUCAGGCCUAAGAUUCGUGUCCCGUCAUGCAUUUGUGAAAAAUGUGAACCUACAAUACAUCAAUUUAUCCAGAAACAAGCUCUCAAGUUUGUCCAAGAAGCCUUUUCGCCAUCUGGGUUUGUCUGAUCUGAUAUUGGUGGAUAAUCCAUUCAAGUGUUCCUGUGAAAUCAUGUGGAUCAAGAAAUUUCAAGAGACCAAGUUUUACACAGAAACUCAGGACUUAUAUUGCAUAGAUGACAACAACAAGAAGACAGCCUUGCUGGAUAUGAAGGUCCCAAACUGCGACUUGCCCUCAGCAAACUUAAGCAAUUACAACAUCACCGUGGUGGAAGGAAAGAGCAUCACGCUGUACUGUGAUACUACUGGUGGGCCACCCCCUAAUGUGUCCUGGGUGGUAACUAAUCUUGUUUCAAACCAUGAGAGUGACACAAAUAAGAACCCUGCCUCUCUCACCAUCAAGAAUGUCUCAUCAAUGGACAGUGGACUGGAGAUUUCCUGUGUAGCAGAGAACAUUGUGGGAGAGGACCAAGCCUCUGCUGAGCUUACGGUAUUCUUUGCACCAAAUAUCACAUUUAUUGAGUCUCCGACUCCGGACCACCACUGGUGUAUUCCAUUCACUGUGAAAGGGAACCCUAAGCCCACAUUGCAGUGGUUCUACGAAGGAGCUGUACUGAAUGAGUCUGAAUACAUCUGUACUAAAAUACAUGUUAUCAAUCAAAGUGAAUACCAUGGCUGCCUUCAGCUGGACAAUCCUACACACCUGAAUAAUGGUGCUUAUACCUUACUGGCAAAGAACGAUUAUGGAGAGGAUGAAAAACGGGUUGAUGCUCAUUUCAUGUCAGUGCCUGGAGAUGGUAAUGGCCCAAUUUUGGAUCCAGAUGUUUAUGAGUAUGAAACCACACCUAAUGAUCUUGGAGAUGCCACAAAUAACAGUAAUCAAAUCACUUCAACGGAUGUUUCCAACAAAGAGAAUGAAGAUAGCAUCACUGUGUACGUUGUUGUGGGAAUUGCAGCACUGGUGUGCACAGGCUUAGUAAUAACCCUCAUUAUUCUGAAGUUUGGAAGACAUUCUAAGUUUGGGAUGAAAGUAAAUAGCGCUGUGGCUGGACCUACUGAAGAAAAGCUGUUGAAGACAGACAUUUGUAGGAAAAGAGGCCAUAGAAGAAAAACUAAGGAAUAUGUUGAGGAGGGAAAACCUGUUCAUGGUGAAGUAAAAGGAGUUGGUCUGGUAGAUCAGAUAUGGCUUUCAUUGCAAGACUGCGACAAUGAAGAACAAGUAAUGGUGGCUGUCAACAGUGAUGUACAUAAUAACUCAACUGCAUCAGAUAACAACAGACUAGGUUUUGUUUUAUUUCAUAAGAUCCCACUGGAUGGGUAAAUGAAAUAAGGAAAAGAUGAGAGAGGGGCUGUUGAGCUUGUGGAAUCUGUAUGCUGCACUGUAGGGAGUGGACAGUGUUCUUGCCCAAUGAAGUGCCACCUCCCUUGGAUUUCUCUUUUAAACAUUGGUUAUGUUUGGAGAACUAUACAUUCAAAUCAGUAGCUGUUUUUCCAAGAGCAGGGAAAGGUGAAGCCCUGAGGCAGCUAAAAAAACUCAAGAAAUUCCAGAAAUAAGCUACCACACCCUUUCCUAUUGCCUUGUCCUCACUGUGUCUUCCAAAAUGACAUUGAAAUGAAAUUAUAUUGUUUUCUCUGUCAAUUUUUUUUUUCUGUUUGAGCUUAACUGGAAAGAUGUUGUUUUUAUAAAUAAUAUUUAUCAAAGGUGAACUGCAAAGCUGCUUUUAUUUUAUUGAAUUAACACCUCUGCAAAAAUUUCUACAAUGCUUAGUUUGAGUGUGUGUGCAAGCUCACUGAUUUCUGUGGAAAUGCUCACAUCCUUAAAGUUAAGUUCUUGUAUAUUGGCAGGAUAUGGUCUUAACUCCUGAAGCAGCAAAUUGCAGAGCUGGCCCUGCAAAUCUUAUGUAUGUAGUUCCACUGACUUUACCAGGAAGAUGGGGAGUCUAAGUUAUAUACAGAAAGGUGGCAGUACUUUUUGGUAUUUGGGUAUUGAACCGGUGCCAUCAGUUAGACAUUCAAUCAGGUUGUGCUUACUCAAGAUAGUCCCUAAGUUUGAAUAAGCACACAAAUCUAUAGUAGGCCAGUGCUGAUUCUGAGCCAAGAGCAAGAAGAACAAUGUGGCUGGUCCUUCAGAUGUAGACUUAGAGGCUUGUUUAACUGUCCAUAUUUAACUGUGAAGUAUGCUUCAGAAUGUGCUUCACAAUACUGCAGAGAAGAGUCUACUGUAACAAGUAAAGCCAAAUGAAGGCAUGAGCAUAUUUCAAGAGCAGGGCUGCAUUUAGAUAUGGUACUAGAAAUUAAUUUUCAUUAGAUUUAUGUAUCAAAUCCUGAGGAUCUACUUUGAUCUUUUCCAUUUAGGGAAUUUUAAGUAUGAAGUUUCAGGGAUUUUUUAACUGAGAGUUAGCUACAAAGACUAGUAGGGAAAGACUGAGGUAGAUGCUUACAUUUCUGUGUAUUCUGGUCAAUUUUUUGAGCUAUGAUUUGAAUUUAGUUCCUUACAAUUAUGUUUAAUGAAAUAUAUGGUAUUAUUUUGUCCCUAAUGUAUUUACUUUUCAUUGUUGCCUGUUUUUAAUUUCACCCAUUUUCACUCUUCCAUUGUAACACUAUUGCCAUUUCUUUACUGCAGUCUUUUAAGGCCAUACACCAUCCCUCUCUUGCUACAGUACUGUCUUGACACUUUAAUUCUGUUUCUGUGUAUUUACUUGCUUUUUGCCUUCUAAGACUCUUAAUACUUCAAUUUUUUUCUUGUGUUCUCUUGAGUCUCUUGCAUUCAAGUUCUUUAUUCCUGCUGUGCUCAAGUUUCAGAAAUAUCCUUAUUAGUCAAGACACGUGUCCACAUUUGCAUACUUCUAGGCCUAUAUAGGGAGAUACUUCCUUUCCCUUUCCACUAGUUAGGGAAGGGGAGAUGCAGUCGCUAAAAAUCUGUCCCAAAGAUGUAUUCUACUCCCCACAUUAAAGAAGAGGACAGAGCUGGAAGUCUACUGAUGACCUAGGAAUCGUGUUGUCUUUGUCACCCUGCACAUACUGUGGUGAUUUGGGGAGGGAUGGCAGCAAUUAAGGAUAUCCAUCAUAGUUCCUGUUUGAAGUUAGAUGUCAUCAAGUGCUCUGCUGUUCCUGAGAAAGAGUAUUAGGAAUGUCUGCCUUUUUUCCUCCCUAAGUCUGUGUCUUAUAAGACAUGGUUUUAUUUUCCAGAGAUCAUAACUUUCUCUUCUGCUUACUGACUCAUUUUACCUUCCUUUUAAUUAUUUUCUUCUUGGACUUCUUACUUAUCCAUGAAGCUGUCGUCCUGUUGAAAUAAUAUCUGAUAUCAUAGAGGUGAUUCUGAAUCAGUAGACAAUCAUCUAGUGGCAAUAUUUGAACUAAAGUCAGUGGACUUACAUCAAACAAAUACUGGAUCUUGAGCAGAGCUUGACCCGGUAGCCCGAAUUCCAGUUUGAUGUUUUGCUGGGACAAAGUCAGCAUAUUUCAGUUAAGUGUUCACAAUUUAUUGCCAAAUUAAUGAGGUGAGAAUCUGAACCCUUUUCUUUUGGCAGGGUAAAAGCUAACUCGCAAAGCUGGAAUUUGGCAGUUGACUUUUGAAAUAUUUAAUUUUAAAAAGUAGUUCUUUCUGGUUCAUAAUAUUUAUAUGCAUAAAUAUGCACAGUUAUUGAUUGGGGAUUUUACAUAAUUUUUUUGUAAUUUAUUUUGUAGCACUUUGCAGUUCAUCUUUAUCGCAUAGGGGUAGGUUUGACCUUCAAAUGUUUCAGAAUGUACUGACACAGUAUUUUGGAUUUUAUGUAAUCAUGGAGGUAGUUUAAUAAACAACAACUGAUCUAUGCACCACUGAAAUAUAUAUAUAUUUUUUUAUAUCUGUAUUGUAGAAUAUCCUUCUUACAUAUUUUGUACUACAUUAUGUUAGACACUCAGUACAUUAUUACUUGAUGCAGAUAUUCAUGGAACAUUAUGGAUUACAGCACAUGAUUUGUUACUAAUAAUGUCUUAGCACAGACGUUUAAUGCUUGAUGGAAAAAGCCUACAUGUUCCUACAAUGUUUUUUUUCAGUAUGUGGACAGAGCCUCUUAAAGCUAAGGAAGCUAAACUCUUAACAUGGAAAUUAUGACACCCACUAGCUUCUGUCUUUCAGCUUGAUUGUAAGUGACAUUGCUUGUAACUGUAGAGAUUCUGAUUUGCCCAAAUAAUAUUGAUUUACAAAGGGCUCACUUGAUUACAAAUUCUUGACCUCCUUAAAGUGAGACUGAAACUAAAAAACUUACAGGAACCAUUAACAUGGUAAAAAUUGAUGAACAUCAAGGAUUUGACAUUAAAAAGUUUUUAUAUUGUUUUACUGAGCAAUAAAAAAGGCUAUGAAAUGUCUAAAGGCAGAGUUGCUAUUUUUUUUUCUCUGUGCCAGACAUGAAACUAAAAUAAAAGCAUAUUUUUAAAGUUCUGAUAGAAGGGGUUUAUUUGUACUAGAAUUUAUUUUAGAUAGACAUUUAAUAUGCUCAGAGACAUGUUGAGAUAAGCUGUUGAGCAGUUUGAUGGGCAGAUUAGUUUGGGGCCUGGAGAGGAAGCACUGCUGGGGGUGGUGUGAGGCAAGUCAUGUCAUCCAGUCUGUUAAAUAAACCUGUUUCUGUUGAAUGUGAUGGAAGUUUGACCAGUGGCCAGGACUAUGUUGCAAAGAAGUGCAUUGUUCCCAGGCAGAGGUCAGAGCUGCGCUUGCUACAGCUGCCUGUCAUGAAAAGUGAGGCAGGAGCAGUUGCAAAAUGUCUGUUCCUGAGGAAAGCUGUCUAGGGACCAUCUCUUUUUUAGGGGGAAGCUCACAGCCAGGGCAGAGGCUACUAUGAAACAUUUUCAUGGUAAUAUGUGUCUUGACUAUCGUAACCUGUGAAAGGCAGUCUUCACCCUUUCCAUUGCCUUUGUCUACCAGCUGGACCUCUCCCAGGCAGCAGUGAAGCAAAACAUGCAUUUCAGUGGGAGCAAGAUCAAGAUCCUUGGAAACAUCAGACAGUGCCAAGAAAAUCUGUGGACAGCUAGUUGAAAACAAUUUUACUGCAAAUAGUUCUAAUGGGGAUUGCUUUUUCUUUUUUGACUGUUGGAAGAAGGACUAAAAAUCAAUAUUUUCCUAAGAAAGCAAAUUCCUAAGCCUGGUUUUUCAAAAACUAUAAAGCAUAGGAAUUUUGCCAUAUGAAAAUGGCCCAUACACUUCCAAGUGGCUCUGUCAAUAGAAGCCUUAAUACAAAGUUUGUCAAUCCCUUUACCCAGUUGUCUGUGUUGACACCUAAUCACCACCAUGAAGACCAUCACUUUGUUUUCAUCUAUUUUAAUGCUUAAAAACUUGCAAAUGGUUUGUAAAGAUGAAAGUUAUUAUCCAACAGAAAAUAAAAUCACCCUUUCUAAGCUCUUUUUUAUUCAGACAUUUUUCCAGUUAAUAAUAAUAAUUAUUGCUAAUAAUAAUAUUUUAUAAUUUGAGAUAAUUCAAAAUUAUUAUAAUAUAUAUAAUAUAUAAAAUGAUAUAAUAUAUAAUAGAUUAUAUAUAUAUAUAUAUAUAUAUAUAAAAAAUAUUAUAUUAUAUUAUAUUAGUAGAAUGAGCAGCUAAGUAUUUUGUUCAUGUUUUUUUCAAAAGAAAACCCCAAAAGGUUAUGUAAAGGUUUUUAGUAUUUUCUUCUUCUCCAUCAUUCUCUCUGGCUUCUUCUCUUUCUUACCACUUUUUGGUGGUUCUGUUUUUUGUUCUUCAGAGAGCUCAAUGUCCUACUUUGUGACUUGGGGUAAGGUCUCUUCUUAGGGCACAAAUGUGUAGUGUCUUGGAAUAUCCUUUUGAAGGACUCUGUCAUUGAUAUGUGACGGUGUAAAGUACUCUAGAUCAUAACGUAGGUCCAUGUUUUGUGAGAUUUUCAUCAUCUGAUCUCCAGAACAUGAGUUUGUGGGUGGUUGGAAGCAUUCAGCAUGAAUGCAACAUCAUAGGGUGCACAGAGAAUGCUGGUGCUGUGUAUUUCACAUGUCACAGCCCAUUUCAUUGUCCCACUUCCAUAGGAAUGUGUAUGCCCAAACUUUUGAAGCUGACUUCCAUUUGCUCUGUUUUACUUUUGUUCAUACAAAUUAAAUCUGCUCUGAAGAUAGCAAAUGAUGCAUUGUUUGGAAAUAAAUAUAGCUGUUCACUUCCACAAGCAUGUAUGUGACUGAUCUUUGAGAACAUGGUAUUGUCUUUUAAUCAGCCUCGAGAUUAACUGGUUGACUUACUUUCAUCCAAAAAAAAGCAAUAGAUUGGAAGAGCCCACAUGAGAGUGUGUAUUGUUUUAGUAUGGACAUGCUAUAUCCUUUUAAUUUUAAUAGCAACCUUCCAUGACUGGCUAUAUUUUUGCAGCUGCAAGGAGUGUGUUGGAUAAGCACGUGUUCUGGCCUGCAGCAGAGUUGUAGGCAGCAUAGAGCCAAACUGCUUUCAUUUUAAAGAGAGCCAUUCCCCCAUGGUCUCUAGAGGCAGCAAGUCACAGCAGGGUUACUAAGCAGAUUACCUCUUAAUAUAGGAGGAAACUUGUCUCCUUUGCAUACGUUACUUUGGUCCUCAGCUGGAAUGACAAGAACAACAAUAAAAUUUCAGGGAACUAUCUGAUAUUCUAGGAAGUAAAGGUUAAAGUCAUGGCUUUCUUAUGAUAGCUAUGUUUUUCUUUGAUGUAAGCAGAAUAGGGCUUCCUUGUCAGGUGUGUCCACCAAACAGAAAAGAAAUCCUGAUUUUUUCCUAAGUAUUUUAGUGUUUUUAGAGGGUUUGUUUGUUUGGUUUUUUUUAACACAGCUAUUUCAUAGGUAUCACUGACCUUACUAGUGUCUGAGCAUAAUUGGGCUGCCACACCACUGCACAAACCCAAGACCAGAGUCUUAAACAAAUACACUUCAAAUCUUUCACAGCCAUUCAGAGCGCUCUGUUCCUGACUCUUUUUUUUAUAUUUCAGGCUCAAUUUAAAAACAGGAAGAGUCAUUAAGUUGAUUUAAAAGUACAGGACUUUAUAUUUUCCUAAAAUAUUUUUCCAAAAAUAUUUUUUUCACACAUGGAGAAAGGUAAUAUUCUAAAUUUUAGAGUAAAAUUGCCUUCUGCCAUAGCAUCACAUCAUGAAAGCCAAAUAGCAGAACAGAGACAGUGGGCAGAAACUGAUGCACAGGAAGUUCCACCUGAACAUGAGGAAGAACUUCUUUGCUGUGCAGCUGACCAAGCACUGGCACAGAUCAUCCAGAGAAGUUGUGGAGUCUCCCUCAGUAGAGAUAUUCAAGAACCAUCUGUACCCAAUCCUGUGCCAUGGGCUCUGGGAUGACCUGGCUUGAGCAGGGAGGUUGGACCAGAGGAGCCAUUGUAGUCCCUUUCAACUUGAUCCAUUCUGUGAUUCCAUGGUUUUAAAAAUUAUUUGCUGUUAUCCUUCAGCAAGCUGUGAGUCUUUUCUCCCACUCUUCCCUCUAAUUCUUUGUGUUGAAAAUCUUUCAUGUUUCUUUUAAGUAACAGACAAUCAUUGUUUUUAUUCCCAGAUGCUACCACAACACUUUGCACAAUUUAUAAAAAAUGUAUUACAUGAAAUUACUUUUAACAGGCCAAUAAAGUUCUAUAAUUUCA